AUGAGUAUGAGCAGCGCGCCACGGGCGAGCCAGCUUUCAGGCUCGACUGUCUAUCCUUCAACUGCCAGCCUGAACUCCCUGGCAAAUGCAAGCACAGUCGUCUCACCGCCCUCUGCCGGUCAGGUCGUGGCCACCACAAACAUCAUCAACCAGAAAGCAGACGCUUCGCGGUCGCUCUACCAAAUAUGCGUCGCCAUCAAGAGCCGGCUGAGCCUCGCUUCCGGCUUCGAUGAGUACAUGGCGCAGCUCGAGGAGCGGGAACAGGAAGGAGGAGAUGCCGGCGGACCUGUCGAAGGCCUCUGGGGCCUGCUGAGGACAGGUGUUCCUCUCCUGGCCAUCUACAAUGCGACCGAUCCCGACGAUCCCCUCACCGUAAAUGUACCGAACGCAACCGACGCGAAGAAGGGAAAGCUCGCGAUUGCCAAAUUCGUACAGGGAUGUUCGAAAGAACUGAAGAUACCGCCUCAGGAAAUGUUCAUUGUUGCGGAUCUACUGGGCACUGACACCUCGGGGUUCAGCAAGGUCCUGACUGUCAUCAACAUGGUUCUCGAUAUUGCUCAGCAACGAGGUCUCUUGAGACAACCGCAACAAGUUCCAUACGGCGACAUCGAUGCCUCGGCCCCUGCAGGCGUUCCAAAAUUGAGCUACCGUGACCACAUUAUCCGCGAGCUUGUCGAUACCGAGCGCAAAUAUGUCCAAGAUCUAGAAAAUUUGCAUGAUCUGAAGAAGGCGCUGGAGCAAAAGGGCGCGAUCAGCGGCGACGUUGCGCACUCGAUUUUCCUGAACAUCAACUCCAUCCUCGACUUCCAGCGCCGCUUCCUGAUCCGCGUCGAGACAACGAAUUCAAUGCCCGAGCUUCGACAGGAAUGGGGCAGUCCGUUUGUGGCAUACGAAGAUUCGUUCAACGCUACGUACCAACCUUUCAUUGCCAACCAGAGGAAAGCGGCCCUGAUCGCGAGCCAGGUCUUUGAUAAGAUCCAAACUAUCCAACACCCUGUGGCCUGCGAUUACAAUACCUUGGACGGGUUUCUGCUUAAACCUAUGCAGCGACUCGUCAAGUAUCCCCUGCUCCUGAAGGACUUGAUGAAGAAGAGCGAAGACGAGACCAUCAAACAAGACUUGGCGGCAGGUAUUGAAGCAGCAGAACAUGUCCUGAAGAAAGCAAACGAGGCCGUCGACCGGGACCUGCUAGACGAGGCACUGGAAGAGCUGGUCGGCCGCGUGGACGACUGGAAGAAUCACCGCGUGGAGCAUUUCGGAAAGCUACUGCUCCAUGGCGUGUACACGGUCAUCACCGGCAAGACUGAACAGGAGAAGGACUAUGAGAUCUACCUUUUUGAGUGCAUAUUGCUGUGCUGCAAGGAAAUCACGCCAAACAAGAGCAAGGACAAGAAGGACAAGACCAAGUCGACAGGCCCCAAGAUGCGAAAUAAGAACAACAAGCUGCAGCUCAAGGGACGUAUUUUCAUGACAAACGUCACAGAAGUGUUGAGUUUCUCAAAGCCCGGAUCAUACACCGUGCAGAUCUGGUGGAAGGGCGACCCCGGCGUGGAGAACUUUGUCAUAAAGUUCUCGAACGAGGAGAUGAUGAAGAAGUGGGCUACUGGUCUCGACAAACAACGGAAGGAGAACGCGCCUCAGAGCGCGACAAGUCCGGACCAGUCGACGGCGAACUUCAGGUGGAUGGAGGCACAAGGCAGCGACCUGGUAAACCCCUACGCGGAACACGACGAGGACGAGGACGACUUCCCACCUCCAUCAUCAGCGUCGUCCUAUAACCCCAUGCAGGGAGCCAUGCCAAGGACGGCUUCCAGCACGAGCCUGCGGCAACGGUCAGGAACACAGGAGAGCACGAUGUCGUUGGCGAGCAUGGUGCGCCGACAGCCCCCGCCCAGCUUCCCGAUGCCACAGCCGCCAACGGCCCUUUCGCUGCAAACCGGAGCGCAGCCACAGCAUUCACCCGGCCCACGCGGAGGAGAGUCGUACUUUUCCCCCGUUGCCGAAUCACCUGCUUCAUCAAGGACGAGCACCACAUCGAGUUUCUUUGGUCCGAGUUCCAGCUACAUACUACCCAAGAAUGGAAUGCCACAGACCGGUUGGUCAGAAGACAAUAAUCGGUAUACAGCCCCGGCCAUGCCUCGAGCCCCUUCCCGCGACGGACCCUCCCCAGCGAAUGCGUACGGAAUGGUGAACGGCCGCAACCCCCGUGGACCCUCGUUGCCAGCAAUGGCAACGUCCUCAUCGCAGUCUAACGCCGCGCAACAAAGAAGCGUCCAGAGGGAUCGCCUGCAGCAACAGUAUGGCGGGGGAGGCCAAAUGGCCCAGUUCCCGGCUCAGCCUGUUCAUCGACUAAACACCGCGGGUGCCCCUCCCACCUCGAACCCCUUGGCCAGCCCUAACCCGAAUGACGCGCCCUUCCAAUCCCAACUCAAGGUCAAGGUCAACUGCGACAGCGGCAACUACGUCACCCUCGUGGCGGCCUUCAACAUUACGUACCAAAGCCUUACCGAUCGUAUCGAUGCCAAGCUCUCGCGGUUCACCAACUCCAGUAUUGGUAAGGGAAAUCUGAGGUUGCGAUACCGCGACGAGGACGGCGACUUCGUCAACAUCGAGAGCGACGAGGACAUCCAAAUCGCCUUCUCAGACUGGCGCGAGAACAUUCGCAGCAUGUAUAGUGGUGGUAUGGGAGAGAUAGAGCUCUUCUGUGUGGGUGACAUGGCUUAG
Messenger RNA from Diaporthe citri, 2724 nucleotides. RefSeq lists its product as uncharacterized. The record is from RefSeq and is a predicted model, not a curated record. Gene Ontology annotation, cellular component: cytoplasm; nucleus; mating projection tip. The transcript is spliced from 6 exons. Lineage: Eukaryota; Fungi; Ascomycota; Sordariomycetes; Diaporthales; Diaporthaceae. Gene Ontology annotation, biological process: establishment of cell polarity; intracellular signal transduction; septin ring organization. Gene Ontology annotation, molecular function: protein binding; guanyl-nucleotide exchange factor activity. Bases 1 to 2724 code for a protein of 907 amino acids.